This is a messenger RNA of Mycena indigotica, 1071 nucleotides long. RefSeq lists its product as hypothetical. The transcript has 11 exons. NCBI's taxonomy places the organism in Eukaryota, Fungi, Basidiomycota, Agaricomycetes, Agaricales, Mycenaceae. The coding region runs from base 1 to 1071 and encodes 356 amino acids. Gene Ontology annotation, cellular component: membrane. The record is from RefSeq and is a predicted model, not a curated record.
AUGCCUGUCUAUGCCCUUGACCAUUUUUACUUGCUUGUGUCUCUCCUGGUGACUGUCGCAUACCAGUUGACUGGUUUCGCCAUCGCCUACACUCUUCAAUUCGACAAGAUAACAGAUUUAACCGGAGGCUCCAAUUUCUUCAUACUAGCAUUGCUUGUCUUACUACUCGGUGGGACCUACCAAACGCGAAACAUCAUCGCAAGCGUCUUUGUGCUUGUAUGGGCCGUCCGCAUCGCCUCUUUCCUUUUCUACCGUGUACUCAAGACGGGGCAUGAUGGGAGAUUCGACGACAUCCGCAAGUCUUUCUUCAAGUUUCUUGCUUUCUGGAUAGCACAAAUUCUUUGGGUCUGGACGGUCUCGCUACCAGUCAUCAUCCUGAACGCGCCGGCUGUGUCGGACGUCGCUCAUGGUGGCUCCAGUCCUAAGUUUGGGACCGCAAGGGACAUCGUUGGUGUCGUGAUGUGGACAUUAGGAUUUCUCGUCGAGACUAUCGCAGAUGCGCAAAAGUUUCGCUACAAAUCAUCUCCAAGUACUUCGAAAGACAAACCCAUAAAUGCUGCACAGGCCUCUGGGCAUGGUCACGCAACCCUCAAUAUUUUGGCGACGUGUUUACAGGAUGAUAUGCUGGUGGGGCAUUUGGAUACUGUGCUUAUCGCCAACCACCAACGGCUCGCUACCAGCGCGAUCACGUGCUGCACAAUACGCGUCAAUUCUUUCACCGAUCUUCACCGUUGUGUGCGUUCGCCUUCGUUGUUUGUUGCGCGAUGUGACCGUGGUUGCAGUAUCCUCAUGUUCGGCUCGGGUAUGCCGACAUCGACCAAACCACAGGCAAAGAGAUAUUACCUCAAGAGCUAUGGACCAGAAGCCAAGCCAGAGAAUUCCACCAUCUGGGCCGAAUACAAGGAGUACCUCCAAAGAACGUCCAUAUUGAUUCCUCUCCCUCCUGUGAUAUACGCGCCAUUACCCGCAUUCAUAAAACGGACUCUACUCUUUGAGUUUCCGAUGUAUCAGUUUGACGAGGCAACGGAUGGGGAAGCGGCUGUGACAGAGGCGAAACAAAACCUUAUCUAG